GCGCGGUGAAGCUCGGCUGUUUCCGGAAUUCCUCGGCUGCAGAUUUCCGAGCUGUCAGGUGAUGGAACGCACCGCCUGGCCAUAGACGAUGGAGAAUGGGGACAACGAGACCUACAGCAACUCGAGGGGAGCGCGAGACCCCGAGUGGGCGGAGCCUCCAGCACUGCCUGCACGUGGUGGGCUUCCUGGUGAGGAGAGAGAAUGUCUCUGAAUGGUCCAUGCUGUGCAAUGCUCUGUGUACUGUAUGUCUGUCUGUCUCUGUGCUGGGGGUUCUCACUGUGACAGUAUGGGACAUAUAUAGGGGUGUUAUCUAUUUUAUAUUUUUUACCAACUACUACAAAAUGUUACAUGGUAAUGUUUUUCAUUAACCACUGCAGUGGCUAUAGUUCCGUGGUACUUAAAGUUGUAGUCCAAGGUUAUAUUUAUUUCUGGUUAUUUUUAACCUUGCACCAAAACCAUCUCUGUCACGGACAAUUUGCACCAAGGAAGCCAUCAAUAUUGAUGAAAUCAGGGUCAAUCCAGUUCUUCUGUGCACACAUGGCCAUCUGAAUUUCUAUGCAUAUUAAAGUGAGAUAUUUUCAAAUAAUAGUUCUGCUUGCCUUUCAGAAAGCCAGGCUGGAGAACUACUGUAAGAAAGAAUGUGGUAACCAGAUUUAGCCAUCAGCUGCCCUGCAUAUGUUCUAGCUAGCUGUCACACAAAUAACAGCAGUGAUGACGUUUGCAGUUUUGCUUCCAGCAAGAUGUAGAAACUACUCUAAACCUCUGUGUACACACUCGAGUGUUUUUUCCCCCCCACAAUUUAAAGGGACGCUGUUGGCAUGGUAUUUGCUUCUUAUUGAACUGGUUAUAGUGUUUGGAAUUCCCUGGUGCCAUCCUUUCACUCAACGUUAAACAGUUUUUAAACUUUAAAGGGUUUCUCCAAUGUUUUUUGGUAAGAUAUGGAAUAAUGCCCUAUUGUCAAUAUUCUAUAUGUCCCCCUUAAAACUAAUGCUCAAGGGGCAUUUUAAAAUAAGGUUUACUCACCUCAAUCCAGCGCUAGACAAAACACAACAAAGCUGCUUGGCACACUCCCGUGUGACUGACAUCACGGGAGCAGCAGCAAGGUCUCCUCCAUAGACACAGUCAAUUCACUGCUGCUGUCACCGUUGGCGGCUGUCAGGAUUGACCCUUGGACUCCACCAAGUCAGGUGGAGAAGAUAUACAGAGACAAAGUAGUCCCUACUCUCUAAUCUCUUAGCUGGGUUGGAAUGUCAGUGAAAUUCCAACACAGUGAAAAUUAGUUUCAUAAAGAUUCUGUCUUUAUGAAAUACUCAUUGUUUAAGGGAAGCGUGACAGGGCUACUUUAAAGGAGUGUCUCUCCUGAAUAACAUAUAAUCACUGAACUUUCUCUGAGUUAAGUUGGUGAUUAGUGCUCCUGUCUAACUCAGUGGGAACUUCAAUUUGGGGAAGCAUUGGUUUGGCUGAAAUCAGCAAGGAGGCGCAAUUGGGGUGGGGCCAAACACCAGCUUAGCCAAUCUGCACCUCCUCGUAGAGCUGCAUUGAAUCAAUGCAUCUGUAUGAGGUAAAUUCAGCCUCUCCAUGUGGAGCAUGAAGACUUUGAACGGCAGGAUGCACCUCCAACAAUGGCAAUCUGAGAAGAAAUGUCAUGAAAUACAACUUAUUCAGACUUUUUGUUUUGGCUUGAUGAGGGAGGAUAAAACGAACAGUAGACUAUAUCGUUAGGAAUACAGGUUUGUGUUCCUUUAAGUGAUUCUAUCAACAUAAGUGUCUCAUCUCAUUCCACAGCUGCUUGCUAACACCUCUACGUCAUACAUGCUAGUCAUAGUAUGGCUGUGUGGUUGGCUCCAUAUACUGCAAUUUUCCUAGGGAAAGAAAUAAUUUGAACUGGCCAGUCCAGCUCUGGAGAGCAUUGAGUUUAUGGGCCACCAACCUAUGCUUGGGCUACAAAAAGCCUUGCACAAUUCGUUCUUACUUCCUUACUCCUGUAUUGCUCUGGUAACAUCCUAUCACACCGUCCCCUGCCUUCAAUCAAUAGAAAGCCCACAAACCAUGUGUUCUAGUGGCUUAGGCUCAAUUGCCCUCCUUCCCAGGAGCUACGUUGUGGAGUUGCACUUGGAAUGGGGCUACUGAAUUGAAAAAAAGUUGUUUUCUACUGAUACAUAUAUUUUACAACUGCCUGUAUAUCUUAAUUAGCUUUUUUCACGUACAUAUUUUAAAAUGUACACUUUAAAUUUAUAAAGUUUAAAGGUUGUAAAAAGUGGUGCAUGACAAAGCUAACUUGCUGAGCUUGCAGUACAAUUCUUUGCAUGUCAUUCUGAAUAAAAUCUGAUACAAUAUACUUUACAUGCCUGACCUUUGUGUGUAGGGCACUGUUGUAUUUUUACUUUUGCUCUUUCAAACAACACAACUACCACAGUAAGAUCAGGUACUGAAUUUACAUUCUAUACUAACUAAGGUUGUGACAGUAAUAGCCUUGUGCAAUACUGUACACAGAUCUAGAAUUAGUUCACUCUAGUUUUCUACAUGCAUUAAUAUUGAAAAAUCCUUAGAACAUUUUAUAAGCAUGGUCCAAAUAAUUAUUCUAACUUAGAUCUCUGCAUUUCAUUAAAUGUAUUACACAUUUAAAACAUAAGAAGUUAAAAUUUUAUGACGGAUGUCAUUUAAAGCAUCGCUCCAGGCACCAUAACAACUUCAUUAAAAUAAGUUGUCAUGAUACCAGGAGGUCCGAAGGGGCUUUCUUACCUAAAAGAGUUUAAACUGUUGAGCGCUUAAACCGCACAGGUUGCUUCCAAAUCUCCCACCAGCAUCUAGCUCCUGAAAUUGCAAUUGAAAUCAGGAGGCAUGGAGUGCUGCCAGACAGGGGCACCUCUGAUUGGCUAUAGCUGUCAGCUGAUGCCCUAAGCCAAACAGUAACUCCCAAUUCAACUUACCGCUCUAGCCAAUCAAUGGUGCCCCUGCCCAGGAAUAGAAGAAACCGUGCUGAAGGCAUUCUUUCGGGUUAAACUGUUUGAGAAUAGUUUAACUCCUUCAGGUAAGAAAGCGCACAACUUUGAUAAAGUUGUUAUGGUGCCCGAAGUGUUCCUUUAAUCAUGGUUCCUGAACCUUAUUGCACUAAACAUGCUAAGACACUGAAUCCUCUUAUUCUCAGCCAUAUCGUUGGCGUAUUGAAUUUCUUGCAAAAUACAUUAACUGGGAGAGAAUAUUAAAUAAACAGAACUUUUUUUAUAAUUGAUCUAUUUUCCCAGCUAGGAGCAAGUGGAAUCAAAACCCUUUAUUACACCCUUUUAGCAAAUUCAUGAUCUGCACAAACCUCAGUGUGAGAAUAGCAAGUCUUACUGAAAUUUGUCACCAUUAUUUUUCAUUCUGAAGUAUAAAAGUCAAUUAGUCAUUUUUUACUCCAGACCAUUGAUCUUUCUGUGGAGGUGGAAGUCUACUAGACAUGUGUGUUUAAGGCAUAGGAAACCAAAAUUCAGAUUGUCAGCAAGUGACUGGAUUUGCCCUUGAGAAUUGACAAAACAUUGGGUUUGGGUGCACAGUUUUCAGCUUGGCAUUCUUUGUAAGCUAAGGUUUUGUUUUGCAGUGAUUUGUAUUUUUAUGAAUUUAUUUGUACCAUAUGUGCUAUAGUAAUAUAGUAGUCUUUUAUCAACUUAUUCUAAAUUUGAUCAUAUCAUUUUAUUGUAGUGAGUCUUUGAAUGUAUCCUUUGUAUGCAAAUAGUUAUUUAAUGCAACUUUGUCUUAAAAAAACAGACUUUGAGUAUUUCAUUGGUUUUUCAAUGCAAUCUAAUAAAGUAAGAACUAUUUUGUCUUAUGAUCAAUUCCCAGCUUUACAAAAUCUGACAAAAGGUGAUGGCUGGUUGCAGUGGUGUAUUUUGGAUUUGUGCUGCUUUAGGCAUGACUAAACUUUGGCACCCACCUAAAAUUAUUUAAAAGACACCUUUUCCUGUUAAGACCACAUCACAAUGUUUUGACUGACAGGCAUAUGCACUGACAUACUCACUGACAAAUACACACUUUCACUGACACACACUCUGCUACACAUACAAUGACAGACACACACAUCCUCACUGAUUUGACACACUCUGACAGACACACAUUUACUCAUAGAUGCAGACUGAUAGCGACACUCACACUCAUCGAUAGACACACACACUCAAUGACAAACCCUCACUUUUUCAAACUCUCGAGUUGGUUUGUAAAUGAUAGUUGUACUCUCUUAUGUGUGAGUUCAGCACUGAUGCACUUCAGGACAGAUACAUCUCUAGAAGAAGAAUAAAGAUAGUGAGGGAGAGCUACAGGUAAGUAUAUCUCCCUUCAGUUGCACCCUCAGGCCGCCCACACAUGGAUGUCCUUUUUUUGAGCCUUAAAGGCAACAAAGUAACUUAAAAAAAAAAAUUUGUCUGCCUUGAAAUUGUGUUUUUUUUUUAAUGUAACACCUAUAGUGCCUAUACAUUGUAGCAAAUGUGUAUAACAUUAGUGUUUUUUCUUUGUAGGAUUUAUUUGGUGUGAGCAUGAUUGUGCCAUUGUUAAAUCAUCAUGUGAAGUCACUUGGGGCAAGCCCUACCACAGCCGGAAUAAUCGGUAAGAGAGAUGGUGAGCCAUAGCUAUACCUCAUAAGGCGGGAGAGCGAUAUUUUUUAAAAUGAUAAUAAAAUAAAAUGACACAUGGGUGGUUUCAAUCAAUAAGCAGUUAAACAUCCUAGUCUCUGGUGAAAUGUAAUCUGAGUUUCCACACUUUCAUGGCAAUGGGUUUUGGUACAUAUUGUGGGAGAUGUCCUAAUGUAUCCGAGUCGUUUGGAAAUACCACCUGCCAAAAACCAGUUUUAUAGAACAGGAGAUGGGGGGGAAAAAAAACUACAGCCACGCAAGCCAUCGGGUGAAAUGGCCCACUGUGAAAAUCCUCAUGACACAGUAUGCUAGUUUAGCUCCUUGUGGGAAGCUUAAUUUAAUAACAAUAUUAUACCUACUGUGACCACAGCUCUCUGUCUCAGAGAAUUUAAAGCAUUUUGUUUCAUGGUUUUCUUCAUAUCUAUUUUGUUUUGAAGAUUUUGUAUGUAAGAAACUGAAGAAUCCUUUUUAGCAUGCUGUAUUCCCUAUAUAAUGUGUUGAAUAUUUACUUUGUGUCCAUUAUUACUAAUACAGUAUAAACACCUGGCCUAAGACUUCUUAACCUGCCUUAUUGACUCUGAUUUGUAUUAGAGUAGUUGGGUAGUUUAAUUCAACUAAUUAGUUGCACUAGAAAUUAUGGGGGGAAUUAUAAAAGUGAUCUAAAGAAUGAAAAGUCGAACAGUCAGUAUGGAGCCAGCAGUAUCAUGAGGCACAAUCCAUAGUGACAGCUUCCUUUUUACUUUAUUGCACUUUAUUAAAUCUUCUGAUCUUCUCCAACGUAUCAAGUUGGAAUAUUUGGCAACCGGCUUAAUCACACGAUGUUACUGGUACAAGUAUGCUGAUGUGUAUGAAUAUUGAAUGUUCUUCAUGUUUCUAAACUGACAUCAUUAUUUACUGCAACUAGGAACACAGAAAAACUAGCUAACAGAAAAAAAUAUAUUGUAUUUUAUAAUCUGAUAUUAACCAAAGUUUCGUUUGUGGUUUUUGCCAGUAUUGUUUUUGUUCCUGUGUGUAUAUUUAUAUACUUUUGUCUUGUAGGCUCCUGCUAUGGCAUGUUUCAGCUAUUUUCUAGCUCACUUGUGGUAAGAUACAGUCUAACUACACUUCACAAUGACCGCUUUAGUAAGAUAUGAAUGACAAUAAAGUCAGGAUAAUAGUAGCAUUGUAAUAAUUUAUUUAGUUAAACUCUUCUUUGAUUAGGGCAGGGCUUGACAAAUUUGUUUAGAAUCUAGGAGCAGGCUAAAAAAGUUAGAAGCCAGUUUUAAAAAAAACUUAUUUUAAGUUUAAUUUUCAACAAGAAAAAUGCAAUUCUUAAGGGACACUAUAGACACCAGAACCACUACAGCUGAAUGUAGUUUUCUGGUGUCUAUAGCCUGUACCUGCAGACCCUUUCAAUAUAAAUACUGAGUAUCAGAGAAAAGGCAAUGUUUACAUUGCUGCCUAGUAAGUCACUAAGAUGGCCGUUAAAGAGUCAUUGGUCAGUGCAGCACCUACGUUCAGUGUCCUAUGUUCAGUGCAGAACCUACAUUCAGCAUUUCUAUGAGAUGUUGAUUGGCACAUUGUUUUGCUGCGAAUGCACAAUAUCGUCCCUGAGCUGAGAUCAUAAACACUGAUUAUACUAGCCAUGGCAAAACUGGCACGGCGUGGGGAAAAAGGGGAGUAAAAACACCUUUAUCGUGUGAUUGGAGGGAGGCAGGUACCUAAAGAGACGCACGCACUCUCUGACUGACAGACCUCCCCAUUGUAUGUUGUCAAACCAUUUUAAAAGGCUUUGACUUCUUACCUGGGGUCCUCCAGGUGCCGCUCCACUCUUUCAUUACUAACGACAGAGUGUUGGAAGCUAUUUAGCAGGAGCUUCCACUAGUUCUCCUGCGGUAACAUCUGAGUGUAAAGCUAGCUGAUAAGAGCAUCAGCUAACUGCUUUCAGUCAGUGAGCUAAACCUUGCACUUCUAUGUCGUUCGUAGUGGAGGCGGGAUUGGCAUCUGGAGGAACCCUUUGAAGGAACACUUCACACACUAUAAUCCAUACACAGUCAGGAGGGCGCUGGUACCUCCCUCCCCUUAGAAUGCUUUGACUUCUAACGUGGGGUUUGCCCAACACCGUUCCUUAUCAGUCGCCAGGAAUAAGGCUUCCAUCAGAGGAGUACAAUCCAUACACUGCCCCAAACAGUUGUUACUAUAUAGUAAGAAUUAUGUGGUCUCUUCCUGACUUCUACAUGACAAAAACUAUAACUUUCUACAUGGCUGAGCAGCAUGAGGGCUAAUGGCAUCCCUAGCAAGGAGAGCCUGAAGCUUCUAAAACAGUUUGACUAAUUACCUUGGUGGGGCAGGACUUCCCUGGCACCAUAACCACUUCAAUGCACUGCAGUGAUUAUCGUGCUUAGACUGUUUCUUUACCUUUAAAAAAAAAAAAAAAAUUAUUUUUUUUAUAAGCCGUAUACCAGCUUGCUGAUCCUAAACAAUGUGUAGUGCUCUUCUUUGCCCCCUGAAAACGUAUCAUUCUGUCAUUGCUGAUUUGAACUUCCAGCAGGGAGUGUGUGUUUUUACUUUGAGAUAUUCUGAAGAUAAUUUUGUAGUUGUUAAUGUUUGCUUUGAAAAUCAUACCAAAAAAAGUAUUUGUGCUCUUUUGCAGGGGAGUUGGAGUGAUGUUGUUGGAAGAAGAUAUUCUUUAAUGACUUGCAUUGUCAUCAGUGCACUCGGAUAUGCUCUUCUUGGUGUAUCCACUAACAUUUAUAUUUAUGCCUUGGCUAGAAUACCUGUGGGUAAGUAAUUUGACAUUUGUGUGUCAUUUAAUCUUUGUUGCAGUUUUUACAUCACUGUGAAGAAAAAAAAAUAAUGCUUAAAGGACCAUUAUAGGAACCCAGACCACUUCAGCUCAACGAGUCUCGGUGCUAGGUCCCCCUAGUUUUAACCUUGCAGCUGAAAACAUAGCAGUUUCAAAGAACUGUUACCGCAAUUAACACUGAGUAAAUCGCACUUAUCUGACCCUGGACAUCCUCACAGAGUCCAGGGUCUAAUAAGAUCCCCAUAGGAAAACACUGAGUAAUGCCUUUCUAUGGGCGGGUCUGAAUGCGGCGCGCACCUCUGGCCGCGCAUGCACAUUCUGCUCCACUCAGGAGCUGAUGUAGACUGGGGAGGAGAGGUCGCCAGGUAAGGUAAGUGCCGAGGGGGGGCUAUAGUGCCAGGAAAGCUUUUUUUUUUUUUUUUUUUUUUUUUUUUGGGGGCACUAUAGGAUCUCUUUAACUAUAUGACAUAUCCAGCAACUAUCAUGACAAAUUUAAUGAAAUGUGCACCUUAAAGUGACACUUCAGGUUGAAAACCGUUUUAAUGCAAAUGAUGCAUUACGCCUCCUCCUCCCCCCAAAGAAAUGCACUUUUUGUUUUUUCUUACUGAGAAAAACCUUUUAUCUGCAGGCUUUCAUUCUGACCAGCUGCUCCAUAAGUGCUUGUUGUGUUAGUUCUAUUAAAGAAAGGGUCCUCAAACUCCGGCCCCCCAGAUGUUGCUGAACAACAACAUGAUUCUCUGGCUAUCUAUGUAAUUCAAAGAGUCAUGGGAGUUGUAGUUCAGCAACAUCUGGGGGGCCGGAGUUUGAGGACCCCUGUAUUAAAAUGUCCAACUAGCAUGAAACAUGAUUCUUCUAGACUAUCGGUGCUGCGGGCUAUUCAUUUCCUGCAUACCAUUGCACAUUCUUCCCACAGAGUUCUGUCUGGAAUCGUAUGCCCCCUCUCUUGCUCUGAUAAGUGCAAGGUGGUACUGCAGCCUGCAUGCCCUAACUCUGGGGCUGCUUAGGCCUCACACAGUCCUGAACAGCAGCUGUAUACCUGUUGGAGUAUUUACUAAGAAUGGGAAGUGGAUGUAAUAUCCUAAACGUCUACAAUGUCCACUCCAGCAGGCUAUGGAUACACGAUUUAGAGCCUGCAUAAUAAUCAAUGGAAUCUGAAUUUGGAGGACAUUUUAGGUGGGCAAUUCAUGAAAGUAAUUUCUGUUCAGUGAGAAAAUGUGCAAAUAAAUUACAGAAAGACAGACUGACAGGUAGUUUAUACUUAAUGUUAAUGUGUGUCUGCUUGCCUCACUUCUCCCUCUCUUGAAGGCUGUUUGGCUUCUACUAGUUUAUCUCAGUCACUGCUCUCAGUUGCUAGUCUCCGUACAUACUGCGAGUGGAACCAAGCAGGAAGAUAUUUUCUGAAAGGGGGAGACAUGGAUAGAGGGGUGGGGUUAUGGUGCAGAAAGUAACAACUUUUUUUGUUUGUAAAAAAAAAUUAAAAAACACAGGCUGGUCGUAAGGUUGACCUUAAAGUACUGUUGAUGUCUGGAGUGUCACUCUAACUAUAUGCUUACAUGAGUCCAUGUGCUAGUGAGACUUGGCAGGAUUUUGUGAGGCUUCUUCACUAAGCCAUGAAAUGUGGUGAACUGAAAACGUAAUCUCAAAAUUUAGACCAAAAUAGCUGAUUUGGUAAUAUUAUCCAAUUUCAAAAUAGUCACAAUUUGGCUAUUUUAGGCUUUAUUUUGCAAUUUGGUUACUCUGCUUUGCUAUCAACUACAAAUUGGUAGGUAUUUAGCAAAGUAACCCUUGUGAGAUUAAAACAUAACCUAGCUUCAAACUCCUUUAUACUUAAGACACUGCUUGCAGGCAUACCUCUGGCAAAUUUAUCCUCAAGUGAGACAUAUUUUCCUUCUAUGUUAUUUCUAACACCUCUAGACAUGUGGUUCUUAAGCCUGUAAGGAGGAUUGUUUAAAUGCCAUGAGGUUAGUGUAAUGGAUCUCAGUUUAAUCAUAUCCAUGUCGACUCGAUUGAAUUUGAGGUUUUUUUUGUUGUUGUUUUAGAUUCAGCCUUUUGUAUUAUACACCUAAUAUACUGCUCUACAUGUUUAUGGCUAUAGUACUGGCAGUUACAUAGUUAAAGAAGCACUUUGAACACAAUAACCACUACUGCUCAUUGUGUCCUCGCAUUUAAGUAGUAAAACUGUUUUGCGAAUGGACAUUCCUUGCUUCACUGAUGGGUGCCUGUCAGGACCCAGGUAAACUGUCUAACCAUUUGCAAACGAUUUGACAAUGUACCGUAAUAGGGUCCCAGGCCCCUCCUGGCACCAUAACCACUACAGGGCGCUGUAGUGGUUGUGGUGCUCGGAGUGUUCGUUUAAAGAUAAACUUUCCACUAUUUUUAAUCUAUGACUCCCAGCCACAAGCACAGCAGAUGACCUUCCUUUGUUUAUGAAAGUUGUGGUCUAGUAGCAACUAUCCUCUUUGAAGAAUAGGAAGAGCUGUAAAUUCAUAGUCCCAUCUCCAGAUCUUCCACAGAAAGAGAGAACAGGUAUGCAAUAUAUUAUCAUAAGCUAAACUAAAUGAAAAUCAAUGUUAUUCUCAUUCUCAGGAAUUUUUAAACACUCACUUUCCAUUUCGAAAGCAUUCCUCUCAGACCUGGUGACAGAAGAAGAGCGUCCAAUAGUAAUGGGGAGGUUUAAUGCUGCUUCCAGUCUGGGGUUUAUCUUGGGACCAGUGGUUGGUGGAAGCCUUACAGAACUACCUGGCGGUUUUUACAUUACUUCAUUCCUAUGCUCUUCUAUAUUUAUUAUAAAUGCAGGUAUGCUGUCUAGAACUGUAGAACUCUAGAAUAUAGAUUGUUUUAGGUUAUUUAUUUAUAGAAAGCCAAUAAAUAAAAAAAAACAUUGCAUCAUACUUGUAACAUUUCAGAACAGGAUAUUGCCCCUUGCCAAUCAUCAUUGCACAUGCUGUACUUUUCUUCCACUGAAUAUAGUGAAAGAGGAAAAUCAGCAGUAACCUUUCUACACGUCUCCUCAUUUACAUUAUGUGCCUCGGCUGUGCCUGGGCUGAACUCAAUAGUGAUGUCAUUUACUGCAUCUUUAAUAUUAUUGUAGAAUACAUGACCUGAAAAGGUUAAGACGAAAUCUAAGUGUUUUUUUUUUUUUAAUGCUUUACUCAACGGUGUAAAUUCUAGAGAAGUGAUAGUCUCCCUUUAUCUUGUUCAAUGAGGGCACAUGUGAAUAUUUAAUGAUUGCUAACAUAUUUCUGCAUAUAUGAGUCAUAUAAUAACUUUUUAUAAUAAUUUUUAAUAUCUACAGGUCUUGUCUGGCUACUGCCAUGGUAUGAAGACAAACCAAGCUGUGUUGCCCCAUUCCCUAAUGAAUCUUCAUUUAAUGGGAUAACGGAUACCUCUGCACUGAAAUCUGAUCUCACAUUACAUACAUACCAAAUGGAAAAUCAGAUUAUAAAAAAACAUAAAAAACAGACUUUUUGGACUCAGGUUGUUUCAGCAUUCAGGAAAGUAGCAGGUGUUGCUUUUUCUCAUAUGUGGGAGAUAUUUUUGGUCCGUUUGUUAAGUGCUAUUGCUGUCAUGCUGUAUUAUAGCAAUUUUGCCUUGGCAAUGGAAGAAAGAUUUCAUAUGACUCCACGUAUGACAGGCUAUUUAAUAAGUUAUGGCAGCACCCUGGGUGUCCUUGCUGGAUUUUUACUUGGACCCCUUUCCAGGAUUUACAAGCACAAUUCAUACAUUAUGUUGUUACAUUCAAACAUUCUCACAUUUUUUUCAAUACUGGUGUAUUCACUGGCACCAAAGAUGUGGAUAGUCGUCCUGGCUUUAACACUUUUGGCAUUUUCAACCAAUAUAGGAAGAACUUGUAUAGUUGAUCUUGAACUGACCCAAGGUGUAAAACAUGGAAGUGGUACACUUAUUGGAGUUGGACAAUCUGUAACAUCAGUGGGGCGCAUACUUGUCCCUCUGUGGUCAGGAAUUGCUCAAGAAUAUAGUCCUUGCGGACCUCCACAGCUUGGUGCAGUAUUGUCGUUAGCAUCCAUAUUUCUAAUGUAUAAAAGUAAAUUAUGCUACAGUGGAUCAGCGCAGACUAAAGUAAAAAGUGCAUGAAAAGAUUCAAAAACAAGUUUUGAACACAGGUAACGAAAAUCUAUUAAAUCCCUGACAUGCGGAUACACUGAAAAGAAGUACAUCGUAAAAGCAUUCUGCCUUUUCUAGGUGCCAAUAGAAAUUAUUACUUGCAUUUAAAUUAAGAACUUAAAGCACCUCUGUCAUCUUCUGGAGUUUUUGCAUACUUUUAAAGACCCCCAAAGGUGGCAUCACUUCUUUAGUGGCCCAGGCAUGCUGUGAAGGUAAGAUGUACUUACCUGAUGCUGUUCCCAGCAGGCAUCGCUAUCUUCAGCUCCUGGCUUUUAUCCAUCAGGAGCCAACAUUAGUGCUUUACUCUUGCACAUGUGAGUACAACACUUAUGUCUAUGAAGGAAUUCUACACAUGAGAGCAUAAAAACACAGGCGCCUCCAUAGAUAUUGUUGCUUUAUUCCCACAGUUGUCACUAGCGACUACUGUGGGAGGUAACAAAACUUGACGGCAGUAACUCCGCCUUCUGUCAGUAUUUGUCAACUUGAGGAUGUGCCAUAAGACAAAGUGGUAUUCUCUACAUUGCCUUAUGAUAUCUUGACUGCACUGAAAUUUCAGUGGAAUUCCAAUACAUUCUUUGUGAGUAGUGAUGUCGCGAACCAUCCGCGAACUUGCCGCGAACCCCGGUCAGCUGACACAUCCCUGCCAAUCUCCGGCAGACCCUCCCUCCCAGACCCUCCU
Pelobates cultripes (western spadefoot toad) is the source of this 12193-nucleotide messenger RNA. Lineage: Eukaryota; Metazoa; Chordata; Amphibia; Anura; Pelobatidae. The record is from the annotation of a GenBank genome assembly.